CUUGGGAAAUGGCGAAUCAGGAAGCUGCAGAUGUAUUGGUUCCUAAGGAUAUAUCCUUUGAAGAUAUAGUUGUUGACCUUGACUUCCACCCUCAAAAGGAUGUUAUUGCCUCAGGACUUAUCCAGGGGGAGGUCUUCAUUCACUCUUAUUCAACCAGUGAAAAGAACCAUGAGUUAAUGACACUGAAGCACCACAAAAAGGCGUGUAGGGCUGUUAAGUUUAGUCCCAAUGGGGAAAGACUAUUCACAGCAUCCAAGGAUAAGUCAAUACAAAUGGUAGACCUCAAUACAGGAACUGUAGUUAAGAACAUACAGAAAGCCCAUGAUGAGCCCAUAUACAGUAUGUUGAUCUCAGAUGAGAACUUUAUAUCAUCAGGGGACGAUGAUGGUAACAUUAAAGUGUGGGACAUGAGAAGAGAGGGCUGUGUCUUUGAUAUAAAGGAGAAUGAUGACUACAUCAGUGAUAUGGCUAUUGAUAAACACAAAAGAUUUCUUCUUGCCACAAGUGGCGAUGGGACCCUUACAGCUUUCAAUGUACGCAAGAAAAAGAUGGAAAUGCAGUCUGAAUUAUUUGACUCGGAUUUACUCUCUGUCUCAAUUAUGAAGGGAGGAGAGAAGGUGAUUUGUGGCGAUGGGGAUGGCAGCAUCAAUAUCUUCAAUUGGGGGGAGUGGGGCAACAUGAGUGACAGAUUCCCAGGACACCCUGAGUCGAUAGAUUGUAUGGUAGCCAUUAGUCCUGAUGUUGUGUGUACAGGAUCAGUAGAUGGUAUAAUCAGGGCCGUCAACAUACUGCCAAAUCGAUUCCUAGGAAAUGUUGGUGAACAUGAUGGUUUUCCAAUAGAAAGUCUCAGCCAAUCUCAUGACUGUAAAUAUGUCGCUAGCUGUUCACAUGACCAAAAAAUAAAAUUCUGGAACAUUGAAGAAAUGGACAAAGAAUCUGAAAAGAUCGAUGUUCGCAAAAAGGCAACUAAAAAGUCUAAGGAAAAGACUUUAAACACGGCAGCAAACAGGGACGACUUUUUCUCAGGGUUUGAUGACAAUACUGGAGAUGCUGAUAACAAAGGAAGUGAUGAUGAGGAGAGUGAUGAAUAUGGUAGUGAUGAUAUUGAAGAUGGUGACAGUAGUGACGAUGAAGAGAUUAGUGAUAAUGAUGAAAAUAGUGAUGAGGAUGAAGGAAAUAGUGAUGAUGAUGAAGCAAAUGAGAAUGGGGUUGAAGGAAAAUGA
Molecule: messenger RNA, 1223 nt
Organism: Owenia fusiformis
Lineage: Eukaryota; Metazoa; Annelida; Polychaeta; Sabellida; Oweniidae
Source: the annotation of a GenBank genome assembly